CAGCAGCAGCAUCUUCUCAGCCAACAUUCCCUUCAGCUGUUCCUCGAAUUCACAUUCUCUACGCCGCUGUUAUGAGAAUUGCCAAAAUCCAGGCAAUAGGUCAUUUGGCGCACCGUGACCUCCUUCGGUCGCGUCUCUCAACACCGCCAACGCGUACUUGACAGAUCAUUGCACGGAAUCUCAGCCACCAUCAUGAUGAGUGGUUUUUAUCGCAAAUCUACAGCAACACGGCCCGGUUCCACUGAGCAAGAAAAUAGCACUUCCCGCCAACAUCCAGGCAUAUUUUCGAGACUGCCAGUUUCGUCGCUUCAUCACGGUCGAAAUGCCACCCCUCGCGAUGGAAACCAGGAUGAUCCGAUUGUUUUGAGCGAUUCAGACGAUGAAGAAUCCAGUCAGCAAGCCGGCUUGGUGGAUUUGACAUCUAAUACCGAACGUGAUCAUUCAUUCAACCCAUGGCGCCGGGCCAACGAUAAGCCACAAAAUUCUUCGUCUAGUCUGUCACAUUUUCAGCCUCCGUUCGCAACCAGGCACAGUCUACACACCAGAGACAGUAGGCAAACUGUCCUACCCAAAUCCCCAACUGUGGCUCAGUCCUAUACAGGAACAACACGCGUGGUAUCACGGCCGACUAGUUCGGCAGGAGGCCAGAUAAAUUCUCCCGGACGCAGAGACGUUCUAAAUUCACCUGCCCGAACACCGCAAACACAGGCCAGAGGUGGGGUUGAUGUGAGAACGACGAUGGCAGAAGGCGUGGUUUCUGGAAGAACUGCCCUCCAAGCUUUCUCGGCAACCCCGACAUAUCCUGACCUUACACAGCAAGGAUCUCUGGAGGAAAUAGGACGUGUGCCUAUCCGGUCGACAGCUACAAAUCCUCCACGCACUGUUAGAGCGGCUUUGGUGGACUCCGUCAGCCAACUACUACAGGAGCAACAGAAGCGUAGCAAUCCAAAUCUUUUCAGCAAAAACGUGUAUAGAUCGUCACGAAGUAAUCUUUCGGAGACGAUCAAUGAUACCUCAAUACGCGCGAAGACCCAUGUUGAACCUCCAGCUAGAGAUUCUCGUUCCGCCAAGCCUGACCUUCCACGUACACCUACCGACAACAAUACAAGUCCAUCGACAGUGGCCGUAGGCAGUUCUAUACGACCUUCGACUCACCAUGGACAUUAUGUCGAUGGCGCUCGGUCUGCACCUACCACUUGUGUCAAUUGCCACCAGGCGAACCAUCCAUGUGACGGAAUGACACCUUGCCGGCCUUGCGAAGAGAGUGGUAAGACCUGCUCAUAUACCACCACGGAGGCAUCUACCCUCCCAUUGGGUGAUUCCGAACACGAUGGUCUGUCAAACACAGGAGAGCAUUUGGAUUCGACACCCCGUAGAACCACGACGGACCAGGUAAAUCGCCCUACCGAAAUAAGCUUAGAACGUGCAGUAGAGGAAGCGACCCCGAGCAUUCAGCGACCGACCAGAGCACUGGAAGACCGACGAGCAAGAGUUGAUGCAACUACCAAUAUAAUGUCCGGUGAAGCAAUUGGGCUAGACAGCAGACCAGGCCAAGAGGAGACCACGCCUCUUCACCACAUGCCACAUCAGCCAGCCGACAAUCAACACAUUCAGAAGAAGGUCAUGACGGCAGCAUUGAUCGAGGAUGACAGUUUUGCAUCCGACGACUCAAAUGCAACCCAUUCAUCAGCUCGUAUUGAACCCAGAUCGGAGACAAUAAAAUCCAUUAUCGAAAAUCUGAGAAAAGACCUCCACGCUUGCCGAGAGAGAUCGGUCCAAGCUGAGCUGAGACAGGCUGCAGUUGACAUGAGAAAUCACAGCGGCCCGGUGAUCGACGUCAAUGCAGCUGACCCUUUUGCCGCUCUCACGGAGAAACGACGAUCUGAAUAUGCAGCAGAGUCAACAUCAUUAGCCAGACCUCAGAACAAGAAGUUGCAAUUAAUUCCAGCUAGUGAGGUGUCAUUCUGGACAGGUGGAACGACGUUGCCAAAGUACAAGGCGAUUGGGAGAGUUUCCUCGAGUUUCCUCUCGCCUGGAUUCUGGACAGCCAAAUAUCAUCCCUACGAUGCAGAGGAUGAGAUACAAGACCCAGAUAAGACGAAGAAAUACGAAGAGCGGUCUCUGAGAUUGCACAUCAAUUUUGAAAGCUUGGUGGCCCAGCGAAAUUGUCAGGAGUUAGUCUGGCUGUGGAAACCCUGGGCAGAGGAUCUCUUCUCGAUUCUCAAAAUACAGUACACUGAUGUGCUAUACUUCUUCAUGGCGGUACACUUUGACGCUGAGCGUCACAUGGAGACAGGCGAUGUUCCCAAGUUGAAAAAGGAGCAAAACAGCAAAUGCCGGACAUGUGGACUUGACCCUGAUAGAGGGUGGACGCACUUCAAAGAAACCUUCGACAGUCUACCAAAGCCUGACGAUGAAACGUUGGCGCUUGCUGGAACAGCAGCAUAUGCUUUCCAUGAAGCUACCGAGGUGAGCCUCUCGCAUAUAGCCUUGGGUGGACUUAUCCAGCCACGGUAUGAAGACCCGAGUGCGAAGCGCGAUAAGGAUCUCGGAUUUUGUGUGAUCUGCUUUCGCCAUCAAUGCCCCGACCAUGGUUCAUACGAAGAACCUGCUGAAGAUGUCUCUGGGGCUAGGGACCCUGACGAAGACAUCGUUCCCGCCGAAAAUAAGACGGCUUUCAUCAAUGAUGAGGAGCAAAGCCACAACAUCCGAAAAUUCAUGUCGCUUCCAAUGCGGGAGAGAAAUGGCCCUGACUCACACACAUGCGGGCUCUUUUGCGUCGACCAUUCGCGAACCCUGAGGCAGGUCCUCGGUAGGCAAGCGGACGGCACGGCUGGUGGAGACUUCCGUCCAGUUACACAGCGCCGGCAUAUUCUCGAUGAUGGAGAGCUCUGCGGUUCAGCUUGCUUCUGGGACACCGCCAACAGACGUAAUAUCAAGAUUGCGGAGCUCAAACUCCAGCCAUUUCAAAUACACUCCCAGAAACUUGUGGUUGACAAAGCGUUGCAGUUCUACCUCAACAACAAGCGAGGGCCGUGCCUCAUCGCGCAGAUCGUGAAAGAUGUCAGUUGCAUGAUGAUUUUUGAGUACCUUGUUUGGUAUAUAGCAAGCCAGGCUCACCCGAGCAUAGAUGGGGAAACCGUGUCCGACAGUAGUACUACUCAGCGUAUCAGCCAUGCUCCAAAGAAGAAGAAGAAGAAGAAGAAGAAGGCGCCACCAAACAUUGACACCUCCGGGAGUGCCCAAUUGGAUGCCCGAAAAGUAUUCAUGCGUUGCUCGCACGAGGGGCCGUGUUACAACAAUUCCGCUUGCGCCUGUUCGAAGAGCAAAAUUCAUUGUGAGCGGUUCUGCGGAUGCGACGAGUCUUGCAAGCGACGCUUCCGAGGCUGUACAUGUACCAUGCGAGGAAACAAAAACUGCUACAAAGAUACCCGGUGUGAAUGCUGGGCCAGUAACCGCGAAUGUGAUCCAUUCCUCUGCGGCAAAUGUGGCGUCCUGGAAGUCCUGGAUUCCAAUAACAAGUACAAUGAUGAGAUCAGGAAGGGACGCUGCAGAAAUAAUCGCAUCCAGCUCGCUCUGCCUGCGCCCACUACCAAAGCGCCCAGCCAAGUGCAAGGCUAUGGCCUCUACAGCAGGGCGGCCAUCCCUGCUGGGGAGUUUAUUGGUGAAUAUACUGGCGAGAUCAUCAACAUCGGCGAAGGUGACAGGCGAGGGGCCAUGUACUCUGUGCUGAGGCAAGAAUAUCUUUUCAAAAUAAAUCUCACCCAGGAGAUCGACGCUUCCAAUUAUGGGAACAAAAUGAGGUUCAUGAACAACUCGCAGCUUGACAAACAUAUCAAUGUCGAACCGAAAAUGCUGUGGUGCAAUGGAGUGGUUCGGUUGGGACUGUUUGCCAGACGCCCCAUCGAGCCGGGCGAGGAACUUCUAUACAACUACAAUUACCCAGAAUCUGUCACCAAGCAUUUCUGGGAACCCGGCCAGAGACCAGCGAACCCUAGAAGAGCCAUCCCAUUGGCAUCUGAACGCAUUGUGAGGACGACCGAAGCGAAGACGAUAACAGUGGAACAGUUGAAUCACCGAAGCAGCGCGGAAAGGAGUCAAUCACCACUAUUGUCACGCCAUCCCAAACGCAAACGGCCUGUUGAAGACUCCCCUAGGAACUCGACCAAGUCUGUUGGAGCUGGAACCAGCUCAUCGGACGACACCAGGGAAGUAUCUGAAAUUUUAGAGACAGACGAUUCGGAAUACUCCAAUUACGUGGCCAGCGGCCAGGUAUCUGACGGUGGUGAAGAGGUUGAGGAGCCUUCAGAUGAAGCAUUGGAAUCUGACCCCAACCAGAAUCUGCCUACAAGGCGUAAGGGUUCUAGGACUUCUCGCCCAACGUCGUUGACGCGCCGGACAAGCUCGAAAACCAGGAAUACGAGGCAUGCUGCAGAGACAGAUAGUGAUAGGUCUCGAUCGCGACAGGGUAGCAGGACUUCAGAAACGUCAAGCAGACGACUGGGGGCUUCAGGAAGUGUCCAGAUGGUCAAGCGCAGGCGCAAAAUUGGGCCUCACGACAGAAGAUUCGGGGGAAGGUCGCAACAACUUGCAUGGCAGACAAGAAGGGCGAAAGAAAGUCUAGAGCAAGGUGCCACGAGCAACGACGACGAUGUGUGAAAAGGUGCGCUCAGGCCGAGGCUCAAGAUGCUAAGAUGUUGAAUGCUCGUUGGGGUGCAAGGUUGACGGGAGAUCGAACCCCUGAUCGUCAUGACAAUGAUGUGGGAAGAUUAACAAUACAAUUUAAGUUCAGCUACGGAUAAGCACGAGUACAGGGUCAAGAUUGAUAUCACUGUGUAGGAUAGUAUAGUAUCUAGGUCAUGCCUGCUC
Molecule: messenger RNA, 4869 nt
Organism: Exophiala oligosperma
Lineage: Eukaryota; Fungi; Ascomycota; Eurotiomycetes; Chaetothyriales; Herpotrichiellaceae
Exons: 1
Coding region: 193-4659 (1488 amino acids)
Biological process (GO): regulation of DNA-templated transcription; chromatin remodeling
Molecular function (GO): histone methyltransferase activity; protein binding; DNA-binding transcription factor activity, RNA polymerase II-specific
Source: RefSeq, a predicted model, not a curated record